Molecule: messenger RNA, 3263 nt
Organism: Ictalurus furcatus (blue catfish)
Lineage: Eukaryota; Metazoa; Chordata; Actinopteri; Siluriformes; Ictaluridae
Gene: nr2f5
Product: nuclear receptor subfamily 2, group F, member 5
Exons: 4
Coding region: 1060-2271 (403 amino acids)
Biological process (GO): anatomical structure development; regulation of transcription by RNA polymerase II; cell differentiation
Molecular function (GO): nuclear receptor activity; RNA polymerase II cis-regulatory region sequence-specific DNA binding; zinc ion binding
Source: RefSeq, a predicted model, not a curated record
UGUGUGUGUGUGGUUUUAUUGAUAUAUAUUGUUGACUAUAAAUAAGGACCAAGCCUUCAUCUUUACUUGAGAUACUUAAUAAUUUCUCUCCACAUCGAGUCGCGUGUUAUUUUUCAGCGUAAUCGUAUUAACGGAACUUUAGAAAGCCGCCGCUGUCCAAUUGGACAAUCAGACUAGCACCAACCAAUUGCGCACGGGUCUCCUGCGUGGCCACGCCCCCUAACCAAGGGCGUCAACCCCUAAUACGGUGUGUGCGUCCUUUUUAGGAGCGCAGUGGGCGGAGUCUGGACAGCCCCUGCUGUUUAGUGUCACUUUCACCGAACUCGGAACUACGGGAGAGGUGAACCGAACUGACAGCUGGCGGAUGAGCUGCGCGGCUCCUGCGAACAGCUUCUCAAGUCCUCUUCACGCAGAAUAUCAGCCAUAACGGAUGUUUCCAUUCCAACAUUCACGAAUUGUGGACUGAUAUCUGUGUUGUUGUGGUGUUUUUUUUUUUUGUUGUGUUUUUUUUACCCCCACGCGUCGGAAAACAUUCCGAGGAGCGCACAUGUGAAUUUAAUUAUCUGCUGGUUUCUCUUUUUUUUUUUUUCCUCCUCCUUCAUGCAUGCAUGCAUGUUGGUGUUGGGUGUUUUUACUUUCGUUCUUUCUUUCUUUCUUCUUCAGUUCAACUCCUUUAGCGCUUCUUCCGUGGUGUCAUUUUUGUCCGUUUCUGAGUGCCGCGCUUGACACACGCGUUUGAACUGAGAGCCGCUGAAAACUUUUGCGCCUUGUGGUGAGAGAAAGCGUUUACGCGGUGAAACUAGACUUGCGUGUUCAACUCCGUGAUUUAGCCCCGCACGGAGCACGAGCACGCGUUGAUCAUGUCAACGUUGCGCGUGCAUUACAAACCUCUCAACAAAUAAUCCGAUCAAAAACAAUUCAUGAACAUCUAGGCUAGGCCUGGUUCUUGAGUGUCUUUUGAGUUCUGUACGGAUUUAAAAUCCUCGAGGGACGGAUUCUUACCCCCCUGUCCGGGCGUAAAGGAGUUCCACCGAGACGCGCGUCUGACUACGGGAUAGCAUGGCAAUGGUAGUAAACCAGUGGCAGGAGAGCAUCGCAGCCGACCCCGGCUCUCAGCUGCAGCUGUGCGGCCAGGAGCCCGGUGGCGCACCGGCCACUCCGUCCGCGUCCACGCCGGGUAACGACGCGAUCGGCGCGGACAAGCUGGCCAGCGUGGACUGCAUGGUGUGCGGAGACAAAUCGAGCGGCAAGCACUACGGCCAGUUCACGUGUGAGGGCUGCAAGAGCUUCUUCAAGCGCUCUGUGCGCCGCAACCUGACCUACAGCUGCCGGGGGAACCGAGACUGCCCCGUGGAUCAGCACCACCGCAAUCAGUGCCAGUACUGCCGCCUCAAGAAAUGCCUCAAGGUCGGCAUGAGGAGAGAGGCCGUCCAGCGAGGACGCAUGUCCAGCUCUCAGACCAGUCCAGGCCAGUACCUGCCCAAUGGGAACGACCCGUACAAUGGGCAACCAUAUCUAUCUGGCUUCAUCUCUCUGCUCCUGCGGGCGGAGCCAUACCCCACGUCCCGCUACGGCGCUCAGUGCAUGCAGUCAAACAACCUGAUGGGCAUCGAGAACAUUUGCGAGCUGGCAGCACGUCUUCUCUUCAGCGCUGUAGAGUGGGCCAAGAACAUCCCAUUCUUUCCAGACCUACAGCUCAUGGAUCAGGUGGCGUUGUUGCGCAUGUCGUGGAGUGAGCUGUUUGUGCUGAAUGCGGCACAGUGUUCCAUGCCCCUGCAUGUGGCACCGCUGCUAGCUGCCGCCGGUCUGCACGCCUCCCCGAUGUCAGCCGAGCGCGUGGUGGCCUUCAUGGACCAUAUCCGUGUAUUCCAGGAGCAGGUAGAGAAGCUGAAGGCCCUGCAGGUGGACACAGCGGAGUAUUCCUGCCUCAAGUCCAUUGUGCUCUUUACUUCAGAUGCCAUGGGCCUGUCAGACGUGGCUCAUGUGGAAAGCAUCCAGGAAAAGUCUCAGUGUGCUCUGGAGGAGUAUGUAAGGAACCAGUACCCCAAUCAGCCCAAUCGUUUCGGACGGCUCUUGCUGCGCCUGCCAUCGCUGCGCAUCGUCUCGUCACCCGUGAUCGAGCAGCUCUUCUUCGUGCGCCUGGUGGGCAAGACACCCAUCGAGACGCUGCUCAGGGACAUGCUGCUGUCUGGCUCCAGCUACAACUGGCCCUACAUGCCUGUGCAGAGAGACCGACCCCUCUCGCUCCACUACAACGAGAACGGGCCUUGACCCCGUCCACAUCCGCUAAAGCCACAUCAUGUAGAACCCAUCAGCACCUAAUUCGCCGUUCUGUGUUCGGGAACGGAACUCUUGAGACGUUCUCGUGCCAAGAUUUCUUCCGCAGUCGCUCUACAGUGUUUACGGACAUCAUGCCUGAGUACUUGACUGCAUCACCUUGACCGAAAAAGGGCAAAGUCCAUUCCAGUCCACUGAUUUUCAAACAAGCCAGAAGCCAUUAAAAGCUGAUACCAAAGUGGGUGUCUUUUUUUUUUUUUUUUUUUUUUCGUACCAGGACGUUUCGAGAAAUAAAAUUACGGUCCGGACUUUAACAGGGCUUUAAGCAUGUUUAAGUGGAGAAAUCGCGCUAACACUACAGUCUGAAAGAAAAGAGGCCAGUAAAACUGAAUACGCUAAAGCCACUGCCACGACGUAAACGGCACGCGAACGGUAUGAGUCGGUGAAAAAAACGCAAAACUCUAUUGUGGUUCGUCUCAAUGUCAUUUUGCGUCUCUGAAGGAGUUUGAAGAUGUGAAAGAGGCACUUCAUAUUUGAAACCAGCCAGGCACCCUCCCCUUUUCUCUAUGCUCUUUUCAGCUACCACCAAAAAUUCAGCACGGCUAGAUAGACUUUCUGUAGUUGCCAUGUAAGGUCGGUCUAUAAGUGCUUAAUUCUUUCAUAAAGGAACACACUGAACAGUAUAUCAACAGAAAUCAGGACCUCAGCAGCUCUAGGACGGCUCUAGGGGGCCGGGCACCAAGCGGUAGGUAGCAGCGGAUAUCAAGUAUUUCAUUAUUCUUCUAGCAGUAUGUUUCAGUAUGUCACUGUUUUAACAUGGCACUACAGCUUUCAAAGGCAACGUUUGGAUUUCUAAUCCACGGGGUCUAGGAAAGCAUGACUUGUUAUAUUAGUUCACAGAAUAUUUCUAUAAGAGGUUUUUUUUCCCCCCCCCUGUAUUUUAGGUUUGACAAAAAAAUGAAUCCUUGAAAUAAAAUUUGUCGUUC